UGUGGAGUGAGUAAGUCAGUGUGGAUUUGCUGCUGGAACUGAACUGAAAUGGAUCACUCCCUUUUCGGCUGCCUGCGGAACCCCCACGCUCCGGCCCAAGCCCUCCACCCGGCCUUUGCCCAGCCCUCCGCCCUGGCCUUGCACGGCCGCUCCGACCACGUCUCCUACCCGGACCUGCCCGGACCCUCUCCGCCCUGCAGUUAUCCAGGAGAAGAGGGUGGCUUCAGUGGCCCUCAUGCCCCUCGAGGUCACCCAGCCCAGCAGCUUCACCAGCAUCAUCCCCAGCAUCAGCCCUCAGCCUGGCACAUUCAGCAGAUGCCCUCACCCGGCGGCGGCCGCCACAGUAUCUGCCUCCCCCCACACCCCGACACCCCGGCCCCUGAGCUGUGCGGCUCUGCAGGGACGGGCGGUCAAGGCCUGUGCACAACGAACCCUGUGCUGAGCAACAGUGACCCCGCUGGGGCAGCCUGCAUUUCCGGGGACUAUGGGCGGCAAACCAUGUCACCCGUAGAAGCAGACAGAAGGAAUAGCAAAGGGAAGAGUGAUAGCUCGGAUUCCCAGGACGGGAGCUAUAAGUCAGACGUGAACAGUAAGCCCAGGAAGGAGCGCACAGCGUUCACCAAGGAGCAGAUCCGGGAACUGGAGUCCGAGUUUGCCCACCACAACUAUCUGACACGGCUGAGACGCUACGAAAUCGCCGUCAACCUUGACCUCACCGAGAGACAAGUGAAGGUGUGGUUCCAGAACAGACGGAUGAAGUGGAAGCGAGUGAAAGGAGGGCAGCAGGGAGCCGCAGCGCGAGAGAAAGAACUGGUCAACGUCAAAAAAGGGACGCUCUUGCCGGCGGAGUUCGCGGGCAUGGUUGGACUGCACCACUCCUCCGUCGGCUCCCCGGGCAACGAGGACGACAGUCACGACAGUGACCAGAGCUCCGAGCACGCUCACUUAUGACCUUCUGGAAAAACUUCCAACCCGAACCCUGCAGUUUUCCUCAGGAAUCAUCAUGCUUAGUACACUAGGGCCCUUAAAACCUAGUCCAGGGCCAGAUGUUAAGAUCUCUUACGAUUUGUUCUGUUAAGCAGAUGGUGAGAAGGAGCUCGGUCUCUGCAACAUCUCAGCUUAAAGAUUUCACUAAAGUAAAGUGUCGAGACUGGAAAACUGGAUAAAGACAAAAGAUUGCGACGUGCUUUCACUCCUGAGCUGUAGCUCUGAAUUUGAAUUGUGGGAUUUUGUAAAUAAAAUGAGGGAAGGAUGUUGAGAACAUUCCACUAAAGUGCCUUGGGAAGAAAAUUUGCACUGUUUUUAAUUAUUGUCCUGAUUCAUAGCUACUGUAUUUACCCAAAUUUUAUCAUUUGUACCAUUCAACAAAAACAGCAUUAAGGAUGCAACAUUUUACCUGUUGAGAACCGAAGAAAUGUUUAUUAACUGUCUGAAUGCUGGUGGUUGGUAAAGUUCCCCUGCUCUUUAAUGUAUUUCUAUAUAUUGCACUCUUCACACCCUUUUAUAAUUCAGUUAAUAUUAUUUGGAAACAAUUAGGUUUAGCAUAUCAUGUGCUAUCCCACAGGGUUCUAUUUUGGGGGCUAUAAAACUGAUGUCAAUUAUAACAGUAAUGUUGUUGUGACAGUUAUGAGAGUGACAAAGUGCUUUGUGGGCUUUAAAAAAGCUCUAAAGGGAAGAUAAUAUUGCAUCAGAAUUAGGUUUGGAUAUUUAGUAAAAAUAAUAUUAUUUCAACAAAUGCCCCAUUAUUACCCAAACAAAUCAGAUAAUGAGUGAGAAGCAUUUCUACAAUAGGCUGACAUUUCUCAAUUGCAAUACUAAAUGCCCAACAACAUGAGAAAUGGUAAAACAAGAUGAAAAAAAAAACAGUAUGAGAACACAUAACACAGUUUGAGUGAUGGUGAAAAUGAACACAGUGGAUUUUAUACCAACCUUUCUAUUUAUCGAUUCCCUUAGAAAUGUAGUUCAUUCUUCUUCUUUUCAAUCUUUUAUGUUUACCUUUUGAAUAAACAGGUAUUGCAGCUCUGACUGUUUCUGUCGUGCCAAUGACAAUAAUAAAUUUACCACAGAGUCGUUAAAAAAUAAAACUUGAAUUUUC
This is a messenger RNA of Astyanax mexicanus (Mexican tetra), 2095 nucleotides long. RefSeq names its product mesenchyme homeobox 2b (gene meox2b). Gene Ontology annotation, biological process: positive regulation of transcription by RNA polymerase II. Bases 49 to 951 code for a protein of 300 amino acids. The record is from RefSeq and is a predicted model, not a curated record. NCBI's taxonomy places the organism in Eukaryota, Metazoa, Chordata, Actinopteri, Characiformes, Acestrorhamphidae. Gene Ontology annotation, molecular function: RNA polymerase II cis-regulatory region sequence-specific DNA binding; DNA-binding transcription factor activity, RNA polymerase II-specific. Gene Ontology annotation, cellular component: nucleus. The transcript is spliced from 3 exons.